This is a messenger RNA of Cyphellophora europaea CBS 101466, 633 nucleotides long. RefSeq lists its product as uncharacterized. Bases 1 to 633 code for a protein of 210 amino acids. The record is from RefSeq and is a predicted model, not a curated record. NCBI's taxonomy places the organism in Eukaryota, Fungi, Ascomycota, Eurotiomycetes, Chaetothyriales, Cyphellophoraceae. The transcript has 2 exons.
AUGCCCGCUGAUGCGUCAGACAGCAAAGAUGUUCUAGUCAAUCAGUUGGCGCUCCAAGUCGCGCAGCGUGCCGCCAUAGCCAAAAAUCUACUGAAUGAUUUUGGCGCGUCCGACGGUGAGGACAGCGAUGCCUCAAGGGACGAGAGCACGCAGGAAGCCAAUCUGAACAUCAGAAACUCAGAUAUAGUGGGUGUUGGCCACAAAGCGGCCGAGACGGACGAGUCAGAUUUGGCGUCCCGUCAAGAGUCGGUCGCGACCGAGCGCCUCAGAAGACAGCUACUAGGCAAACAUGCUCGACCUCCUUCCGGGCCCUUGAAUGCUCAGGGUGGCCUUAUUAGAGGGCCAAAGUUUGCAGCGUCGAAACCCCGACCGCACGGCGCUCAGAAGCGAGCUGCCAGCGACGACGAAGACGAGGGCAGGUCUUCCAUGGGCCCGCGAAAAAGCAAAACACAGCCCACGGCGUCCGCUACAAAAUCGACUUCCGCAGCGUCGACGGGAGAUGGCACAGUCGUUCCAGGACCCACCUCACAGCCUAGAAAGCGAGGCACGAGUUACCUGGACCAGGUGCUCGCAGAGCGCGCCGCGAAGAAGAAGCGGAAGAAGAAGUCGCAGAAUAAUGAAAGCGAAUCAUGA